UAUCUAGCAGAGACCUAUUAAACAAAUUGGUGUUCAGAGUUCAACUCUGUUGGUAGAAAGUGGGGGAAGAAAGAGCUUAAGUAUGACUCGCUGAUGGUCAAGAAUUCUCGGGACAUGAUGCACCAAUAUUUUUCAGCAAGUCAUGAAUUGUGACUACAAGUCAAAUUUCAGUGUGGGUGGAGUGAUGAAUUGCAGGAUGCCUUUGAGUGUCUCCCCUUCAAAAGGAGAGAGUGUGUGCACCUGAGGAGACUUCGGGGGCAGAAGCCACAAGAGUUGGAAACUAUUCUUAGCUCAGCCUUGGACUUGGAGUUCAUUCCCUUCCGUCCUUCAGUUUAGACCUCCGACUAUUCUCAGAAAAACUCUGGUGAACCUUGGGGACAAGUGGAAGCAGUAAGACCUUGAAACUCUAUCCUGCUGUAAAUCUCAAGGGAUAACAUCAACCUCCUAGGGGAGACCUUCACCAUCAUAUGUCACGGAUUCACCUUGAGUAAUCUCAACAAUCAGUUACCAGCACUUGCUCUGGAUUGAUAAGCUGAGAAUGAGACUUUGGGUUGUGGCACUUUUAACAAUUCUCGUACAUUCCACAGCAGCUAAGUUUAGCAAAUCAUCCUGGGGCCUGGAAAAUGAGGCUUUAAUUGUGAGAUGUCCUAGGCAAGGAAAGUCUCGAUACCCUGUGGAUUGGUAUUACUCAAAAACCAACAAAAGUAUAACCACCCAGAAAAGAAAUCGUGUAUUGGCCUCGGGGGAACGUCUUAAGCUUCUCCCGGCCAAAGUCAAUGAUUCUGGAAUUUAUACUUGCAUUAUCAGAAGUCCUACCUUCAAUAAGAUUGGAUAUGUAAACGUCACCAUAUAUAAAAAAAAACCAGAAUGCAAUAUUCCAGAUCAUCUGAUAUAUUCAACAACAUCUGGAUCAGAAAAAAAUUCCAAAAUAUAUUGUCCUACAAUUGACCUCUACAACUGGACAACACCUGUUGAGUGGUUUAAGAAUUGUAAAGCUCUUCACGGGCCAAGGUAUCACAUACACAAGACCUUUGUGCUGAUUGACAAUGCGACUAGCAAGGACACAGGUGAUUAUACAUGCAAAUUUAUGCACAAUGAAAAUGGACUCAGUUACAGCGUGACGGCAACCAGAUCAUUCGUCAUGAAAGAGGAGGAAAGCUUUUCUUGGUUUCCAGUAAUUAUAGCCCCUCCGCAAAAUGAAACAAAAGAAGUGGAAAUUGGAAAACGAGCAAACAUACUUUGCUCUGCUUGUUUUGGGAAAGGCUCUCGGUUCAUGGCUGGCGUCCGGUGGAAGGUGAAUGGAACCACAGUUAAGAACUUUGGUGAAGCAAGAAUUCAAGAGGAACAGGAGCAAAAUCAAAGCAAUGAGCUGACUUGUCAGAACACCAUUUUAAGAAUAGAUGAUGUGAGAGAGGAGGAUUUGUUGCUGCAGUAUGAAUGUCUGGCUCAGAGUUUGCAUGGUUCGAUACGGCACACCGUAAGACUAAAGAGGAGAAGUCCAAAUGACCAGCAGAGCACCUACUACAUACUGGCGGGAUUUAGCACCUUGUUAAUGCUAAUCAAUGUCAUGGUGAUAACGCUGAAAGUGUUCUGGAUUGAGGUUAUUCUGCUCUGGAGAGAAAUAGCUAGAUCUUACAAAACUAGGAAUGAUGGAAAGGUCUACGAUGCUUAUGUAAUCUAUCCACGGAACUAUAAAAAUAAUCCCGAGAGGGCCAAUGCCGUGGGGCACUUUGUUCACCAGAUUCUGCCUGAUGUUCUUGAAAAUAAAUGUGGUUAUAACUUAUGCAUUUAUGGGAGAGAUCUGCUACCUGGAGAAGAUGCAGCCGCUGCAGUGGAAAGCAACAUACGAAAGAGUCGGCGGCAGAUUUUUAUCCUGACUCCUGAGAUGGAGCAAAGCAGGGAGUUUGCCUACGAGCAGGAGAUUGCCUUGCACAGCGCCCUCAUCCAGAAUGACUCCAAGGUGAUUCUUAUAGAAUUGGAGGCUCUGAGCAAACCCGGUGGACUGCAGUUUGGGGAGCUGCAAGAUUCCCUCAAGCAUCUCAUGGAAGUGCAAGGUACCAUCAAGUGGAGGGAAGACCACGUGGCCAACAAACGGUCCCCGAAUUCCAAAUUCUGGAAGCACGUGAGGUACCACAUGCCUGUGCCAUACAAACCGCCAGAGAAGAUACCCAGUUUGGCUUCCCUGAGUGCCCAGGGGCAGUAAGGUUUGCUUUGAUGUGCUGAUAAUGCACCUGAUUUCCAUUGACCUGAACUCUUCCUUGCUGGAUGACGCCACUGGACAGGACACCAGAGCAGAGCCACGAGGAGUGGGGAUGUUAAGAGUGUGCAGGCCUCCAGUUUCAUCUAGCAACUUUACUUCCAUUUUCCUGAUUCUGGGGGGAUGCAAAAUGCCCAGAAAUUUUUAUCCUCCAUCCCCCUCUCUUCACCCCACUUUUCCUUCCUUUUCCUCUUUUGCUGGUUUUUCUCCAUGUGGCCUAGGAUCUUUCAUUAUGCUUUUUUCCCCCUCUUUCUCUCUCUUUCCUGUUCUCCUGCUCUUGAUUCCUUGUCAAUAUUCUACAUGUGGAACUUUGGAACUUCAAACUGGAAGUGUUAGAGCUAAAUUUUCAUGUAACCUUGAAGAACACUCAGAUUCCCACAAGCAGAAUAUUAGCAGUGCAUCUCGUUCCCAACAGACCAGAAUUUAUUACAUUUUAUUUGACUGGAUGCUAGGUUUUAUCAUCCCAAUGUUGUCGAUGUUAUUGGAGGGACUUAUCCGGUUACCAUUAUGAUCAAGUUUUUGCGGUUCUAAAAUUUCUUACAGAGAUGUUCAUUCUCUUUAGAAAUAUGUUUUUUCUCACUCUAAAAGUUACGGAAGAACAGAAAAUAUGAAAGAAGAAAACAGCAAAAAUUAUCCAUAAAUCCAUCAUCCUAAGAUAAUGAGUUUUAAACGUUGUGGUAAAUUUAGUAUUUGAAAAAAAAUUGAAUUUGUGCUGCAACAUACCGUUUAUGUAGCUGAGCUCCCACAGCAUGUAGUUUUACAUAUUUUUCUAUUUUAUAUCAUGGUAAAAACAUUUGAUGUGUCACUUAAAUUUUAACAUUUUAAAUAUUCAUAGAAUUCUAUUUCAUGGUUGUGCCACAGCUGAUGUGCCUCAUUAGUUAUCAUUGUAUAUCUGAGCUGUGUUGAAUUUAAACGGCCCUCAUUAUAAGUAAUUCUUCAGUGACCAUGUCAGUAUAUCUUAGAUUUCCCAAUUAUAAGUUGUUGUUGUUUUUUUAAUUUGAGGAACUGGUUUGUUGUGACAUUUCUAUGAAAUCAGUAGGGCAUUUUGGCAGAACCAUUUGGCAAAAGUGAAGGUUAAGGUGCACGGUCAAGGCCACUCCCAUUAAUUCCCUAAAGGAGUUCAAAUGUCCUCAAGGGGCACAGAGUCCCACUGUGGAUCCAGAACUCAGCAGUGUCUUCUCGGCCUGGGAGUCCUGUCAAGAGUUCAGAUUUUACAAGUGGAUGGAGAUCCUACCCUCAGCUGAGCUGCUUCAAAAAGUGUAUGAUUUGGGUUUGGUUUUUUUAUUUUAUUUUAUUUUAUUUAUUUAUUUGACAGAGAGAGGGAGAGCAAGAACAAGCAGGGGGAAUGGCAGAGGGAGAAGGAGAGGGAGAAGCAGGCUCCCCACUGAGCAGGGAGCCAGACAUGGGACCUCCAUCCCAGGACCCUGGGAUCAUGACCUGAGCCAAAGGCAGACGCUUAACCUACUGAGCCACCCAGGCGCCCCUAUGAUUUGGGAUUUAACUGCAAAAGAAAACUACAUGCCAGACCCUUGACGAGGAGUGUAAUUUUGAACUGUCAUUCAAUGCCUGAAAAGAAAUUUCUGUAAGGUUGCCUAAAGAAUCUGUAGUUACCCAUCCCUCUAUAUACGGUAUAAUCUAAAUCUAUACUCCCCGGAUUAAGGUUGCCAGAUAAAAUACAAGACAUCAGUUGAAUUCAAAGAAUGAAAUUUCAUCUGAAAUUGAUCUGAAAUUCAAAUUUAACUGGGACUCUUGUAUUUUUAUUUGCUAAAUCUGGUUCCCCUACACUGGUUGGUUAUUGUGCUUUUAUAUGUUGAUAUUUGAUUUUAUUGAACUACUAAAACAAUUAACCUGUGGGAAGGAUGCCCUCUAGUUGAUUAGUUAACAUCACAUAAUUUGGAAUCAACAAGCCAUCCUCUGCUAUCAACCAGCUGUGUGACUGUGAGUAAUACCAUCAGGAAGAGAUGUGCCUUUAAUCCUGCUUCCCCACCCACCAAGACUUACAGACCUGUUUUUGAUCUGUGGACAUAGAGAAUUUUGGAACUGAUUUUAUUUUCCUCUUUACUUUAGCUACUUGAACGCAUAGAGCCAAAAUUGGGCUCUUUCUCCAGCAAGUAUGUAGGCUAUAACAAGGAAGUUCUAAUAAUCUCUUUCCUGUUUUUGACGUAUUUUAUUUUUAACUAUAUUUUAACUGUCUAUAUUGUAAGCUGCUUUGCAAAUAUUUAGCGCUUGCAUUUUUUGAACAUGAGCUGAAUAUCUCUUUGAGAGGGGCAGGGAAAGGAAGGGCGGUGGAGGGGUACACAGGGGAAUCAGGCACACUCCUUAUUGACCUUAUGGGGUUUGAAUCCACUGAGGAAACCCAGAGGGAUGAGGGAAACACUUCACAGAACCCAGACAGAGCUGGCCCCAGGGCAAACUCGCACAUUGCUGAGCUCACUUCUCCAGGACUUCUUUUCCCAAACCUACACAUCACCUCCCAAGUCACCUGAGCUACAGUUUCUGCAACUAAAACAUGGGAGGAUGGAGGAGAAGAGCUCUGAGGGCUUUCUCAGCUCCAGGAGGCUGAUUCCAAGUGCCUGCUCACAGAGAGGCUGCAGAACCUCCAGAAGUCUGGCUUCUCUGGCACCACAGACCUCUCCCGGUUUCUUCAUCUGUGCGGCGAGAGUAACAGAUGCUUCGCCUACCACACAAGGUAGUGUGAAUAAAAUGAACUCAGCCAAAACCAAUGGGGUACCUACCGUAGGACCCUGGUAAAAAUUCUGGUGAAUUAUAAAAACACAAGGAAUUGCCCUUACUCGAGUCAGAUUUGCCUACGAUAAAAUGUAGAUCCUAAGUUUGAUGAGUCUUGACAAUUACAUAUACCCGUGUAGUUGCCAUCCCAAACAAGGUAGAAAUAUUUCCACCAGGGGAGCCUGGGUGGCUCAGUCAGUUAAGCAUCUUAGUCUUCAUUUUGGCUCAGGUCAUGACCUCCUAGGUCAUGAGCUCGAGCCCCAACGU
Zalophus californianus (California sea lion) is the source of this 5251-nucleotide messenger RNA. It is a transcript of the gene IL33R, whose product is annotated as interleukin 1 receptor like 1. The coding region runs from base 539 to 2203 and encodes 554 amino acids. The transcript is spliced from 13 exons. The record is from RefSeq and is a predicted model, not a curated record. Gene Ontology annotation, biological process: signal transduction. Gene Ontology annotation, molecular function: interleukin-1 receptor activity; interleukin-33 binding; interleukin-33 receptor activity. NCBI's taxonomy places the organism in Eukaryota, Metazoa, Chordata, Mammalia, Carnivora, Otariidae.